AUGCGCUCCCUCUUUUCCCGCUCCCCCGAUCUCGAAGGCGGCCAAAAUCACAACGUCUACAAAAAAGGGUUCACAGGCGACCAUCGCGGUCGCUCCCAUAUCCCACCCACCCCCUCUCCCCUCUUCUCUCCCCACUCCAUACGUUCUCCGUUCAGUGUUCCGUCUGCAGCUUACAGACACGAUACGAUUUUUCGACCGCCGCCCAGUCCGAGUCCCAAGAGUGGUACGUUUAGUGAGAGAUCGGGGAGUGCUCCUGUAAAUCAUGCUGCGAAUGUGGGGAGUAGACUGGGGGAAAAAACACAUCUGGAUUUGGAUCAGGAACAACUUUCUCGUCUUUACGAGUAUUUGUGUGGGUUUUCGGUGAGAGGAAUGGGAACUGAAACUGGGAUUCCUCAGGCGCAGAGAGGAAGAAGAGGAUUCAGCAUGAGCGAUCCAAAUGAUCGCGAUCGUCCUCUUCAUACUGCUCCUACUUCCAUACCCAUACCCAUACCUACAUCUACACCUCCACCUCCACCUCCUCUUACUCCCACACCCAUCCCUCUUUCUCCACACUCCCGACUCAAAAAAAACUUCAAGCACAAGGUUGCCGAACAGCACUUUCGACGGAAUAAAGAUGGAAAUGCGGGGGGUAGUCAUGAACAUGAACAUGAAUACGAUGUGUUACUUGGGGAUGAAGAUGAAGAGAAGAAUGUGGAGAAGGAGAUGCAGUAUCAAACGCGGAUUUUUAGGGAGGCGGUGAGGGAAGCGUUGAGUGGAGAGGGGAAAAAACAAAGAAGAGGUGCAAGUGAGGGGGUAAGAGAAGGUGGGUUUUCGGGACCGGUAGAGAAGGGGAGAGAGAGGGGAAGGGAAAGGAUAGAAGAAAGCCUGCCCAGGGAUUUGGGAGAGUUUUUGGAGAAAUAUGAUCCUAGGCCAGAGGAUCUGCCAGAUGUAUAUCCAAUGGGAGAACAUAGAGCAAUGCUCCGCACAAUGUAUUUGGAGGAUAUUUUGCACGCGACGGCGAAAUUGCAUAUGCAUAAUUGGAUUUUGCUGAGUCGGAAUGAGAUGUAUGAUGAUUUGCGUAUCCCCGCCCGCUGGGACCAAAUCCAAGAAGAUCUCGAAAAAUACAGUGGAAGCAGCAUCCUCACCCCCAUCAGCAUUCUCCUUCUCUGGCCGGGAGGCAUAUCCAAAACAGGCGGUGUAGGAAUUAUCGGUGUCAGCGUGGCGAUUAUGGGAAUAAUACUCGUAUGGAUUGUUAAUGGAGAGGGAGAGAAAAAGAAUGGAUGGGAGGGAAUUAAGGGGGAGAGGGAUAGAGAUGGAGAUGGAGAAAGGGGAGUUUUGGGAAGAGAAUGGGGAAUGAAAGAUGUAAUGCUAGUUUUGGGAGCGUAUGCGGGGGUUUUGGGGGUCUUUUUGGGGGUCGCGAUUGUUUAG
Messenger RNA from Botrytis porri, 1407 nucleotides. RefSeq lists its product as uncharacterized. The transcript has 4 exons. The coding region runs from base 1 to 1407 and encodes 468 amino acids. Lineage: Eukaryota; Fungi; Ascomycota; Leotiomycetes; Helotiales; Sclerotiniaceae. The record is from RefSeq and is a predicted model, not a curated record.